AUGCAAAGGGAAGGUGAAAAAGGGCCAAUUACUGGGCGUUCUGUAAGCGAUAUUGAAGAAACAACUGCAAAAAAAUUAGAACCUGUUUUUGAAGAGUUUCGAAAAGUUUUAAGUCAUAUCUACUAUUGGAUAUCGAAUUUGAUUAACAGCUCUAUGGAAUUGAUUCUUGGCUUAUACAACAAAAUUCGUCAAUUUGUUCAACCCGUAAUUAAUUUAAUUAAUGAAAAAUUUAUGAAAAUUUGGAAUAAUUUUCCCCCUUUUCGUUGGCUUGUUUAUUCCGUGAUGAUCUUCAAUGCGAUUCCUUUUACAAUAUUUUUGGCGUGGGGAAUUUUUACUUUAGCUAUUAGUUUAGCAAUUGCUGGAGGUGGAAUUAUGAUCACGGAAGGAUUUUUUAUCUUAUUGGGAUUAUCAAUUUUUUUACCUGUAGCAUUUGUACUUUCAUUUAUUUCAUUCGGAUUCGCAUUAUUUUUAACUUUGGCUUGGUUUGGAUUUAAAGUUGGAAAUACUGUUAGUCGUAGUAUUGGAUUAACAUCUCAAGAAAUGGUGGUUGAUGUUAAAGGAGUUGUUGCUGGUACAAUGAGAUUAAUCGGAGUCGGUGGAGAUACAAGACAUGCAUAA
This is a messenger RNA of Diversispora eburnea, 618 nucleotides long. Lineage: Eukaryota; Fungi; Glomeromycota; Glomeromycetes; Diversisporales; Diversisporaceae. The record is from the annotation of a GenBank genome assembly.